This is a messenger RNA of Pleuronectes platessa (European plaice), 2031 nucleotides long. It is a transcript of the gene nol4la, whose product is annotated as nucleolar protein 4-like a. The record is from RefSeq and is a predicted model, not a curated record. NCBI's taxonomy places the organism in Eukaryota, Metazoa, Chordata, Actinopteri, Pleuronectiformes, Pleuronectidae. Bases 1 to 2031 code for a protein of 676 amino acids. The transcript has 11 exons.
AUGGCAACGAAAAAGGCGUGCGUGGAUGCGCCCAAGAGGAGCCGGAGUCCGGUCGUGCUGGAGGCGGAGAUGUUCGGUGAAUUUCAGGACUGGUGUCUCCGGACUUAUGGGGACUCCGGUAAAACAAAGACCGUCACCCGGAGAAAAUACAACAAAAUCAUGCAGACACUGUUGCAGAGCGACGAGUCGGACGGCGUGUACGUCGACAACAGCCACAUCAACGCCAAAUUCAAAUUCUGGGUGAAGUCGAAAGGAUUUCAGGUCGGGACCAACGUCCUAGGAGAGCACAACAAGAAAGGGGCGCCCGGGAAACCCGUCCUAUAUGUGCCGGUCAAGUCAACGUGUUCGGAUGGUAAUUCCGCCCAAGACAACUCCUCCCUGAAGCGUGUGGCUGUGGUUGAAGACUUCUUUGACAUCAUCUAUGCCAUGCAUGUGGAGAUGGGUGCUGACCCUGGCCGAGCACCCAAACACGCGGGCCAGAAGAAGACCUACAAAGCGAUCGCAGAGACCUACGCCUUCCUGCCCAGAGAGGCGGUGACUCGGUUCCUAAUGAGCUGUGGAGAGUGUCAGAAGAGGAUGCACAUCAACCCCAGCACGGCGGAGUUCAAAGAAAAUGACAGACCCGCCUCCCUGGUCCCGGACCUCAUUGAUUACAACAUGCCUCUUACUGCCACCUACCUGAAACAAAUGAAACUGCAGUGCAUGACUGCCAAUGAAAGGGACGACAGCUCGGUGAGCAGCGAGGACAUGAACGGCAUCGAGCCCACAUGGGUCGCAGCGGAGCAGCCCCCAGUGCCUGAGCCCAGUCCACCCCACGGGGAGCGAGUCAGCAACCCAGCAGCCGCCAUUAAAGAGGAGGACGAUGACGACUCCUCGGAGAGCGGCAGUGCCAACGGGCCGCCGGCCCUGACCUCCCCGGAGGUGCUGGCUGCGGGUGGGAACCCCCCAGAUGGUGGGGCCCCUUAUGGGGAGGUGACGGAGAACGGUCUGAGCGCUCCCCUGGACUUCAGCACCACCUCGUCCUCGUCCUCCUCAGAGGAUCAGCAGCCGGUCAAUCUGAGUGACAGCCUGCUGCCGGUGGGGUGCUCGCCCACAGACCCCACCAGGAAGUACCCCGUCAAAACAGAGUACACCAACAAGUCUCCUCCGUACAGCUCAGGAAGCUAUGACUCUGUGAAAACUGAACUGAGCAUGAGUGCCGAGGACUUGACCUCCGGCCGGGCGCAGAUAAUCGAUGAUGACGACGAUGAUCACGACGACCACGAUGACAGCGACAAGAUUAAUGAUGCUGAGGGGAUGGACCCCGAGAGACUUAAAGCCUUCAAUAUGUUUGUGCGUCUGUUCGUGGACGAGAAUCUGGACCGCAUGGUGCCCAUCUCCAAACAGCCCAAGGAGAAGAUCCAGGCCAUCAUCGAGUCCUGUAGCCGACAGUUCCCCGAGUUCCAGGAGCGCUCCCGCAAGCGCAUCCGCACCUACCUCAAAUCCUGUCGCCGAAUGAAAAAAGGCGGUUUUGAGAUCCGACCAACACCUCCUCACCUCACCUCUGCCAUGGCUGAGAACAUCCUCGCUGCCGCCUGUGACAGCGAAACCCGAAACGCUGCCAAGAGGAUGCGGCUCGACGUCUACCAGUCGUCGGAUGAGCCAGCCUCCGGUGACAAGUCCAACUCGAGGGACGCGGCCCCGACAGCAUUUUCCAUUUCCAGCGCAGCUUUCGCCCAGGAGCAGCUCUACACCAACGGAGGCCUCAACUACAACCUGCGAGGAUACGGGACGGCCGGCAGCAACCAGCAGAACUCUGGAGCUGCACAGACCAAUGGUCCCACGGAUCUGAGUAUGAAGUCCGUCGGCCCAAACUCUUCCUCCAGCUCCAACAGUCACGGUCAGGGCGGCGGCGGGGGCGGAGCCUCGGCCCAGCUCAGCCCCCCGGAGGUCACGGCGGUGAGACAGCUCAUCGCCGGGUACCGGGAGUCCGCGGCCUUCCUCCUCCGCUCGGCCGACGAGCUGGAAAGCCUGAUUCUGCAGCAGAACUGA